AUGGGUGCCACCCCGUUCCAUCGAUCCAUCCUCGAGGUCCGGUUGCCAAAGCACUUCUCCAAACCAACGGAAAUGAGGUACGAUGGAACCCAAGACCCUCUGGAACACCUCACAGCCUUUGAAGCUAGAAUGAAUCUGGAGGGAGUAGGGGACGAGGUGAGGUGCCGAGCCUUCCCGGUGACCCUGGCAGGACCCGCAAUCAGAUGGUUUAACGGCCUCCCGCAGGGAUCCAUCUAUGGGUUUUCGGACAUCACCCGUGCCUUCUUAGCUCAAUUCACAACACGAAUAGCAAAGGCAAAGCACCCGAUCAACCUGCUUGGGAUAACCCAAAGACCCGGGGAGCCGACCAGAAAAUACCUGGACCGGUUCAACGACGAAUGCUUGAAAAUUGACGGCCUAACCGACUCGGUGGCCAGCCUUUGUCUGACGAACGGCCUCCUCAACGAGGACUUCCAAAAACACCUCACCACGAAACCGGUUUGGAUGAUGCACGAGAUCCAAACGGUAGCUAAGGAAUAG
Messenger RNA from Arachis stenosperma, 519 nucleotides. RefSeq lists its product as uncharacterized. The record is from RefSeq and is a predicted model, not a curated record. The transcript has a single exon. Lineage: Eukaryota; Viridiplantae; Streptophyta; Magnoliopsida; Fabales; Fabaceae. The coding region runs from base 1 to 519 and encodes 172 amino acids.